AUGCCAUCGUAUUAUGCUGUCAAGAAAAGUGUGAAAACUGGGGUCUACCAUAAUUCGGAUGAUUGUAAGUCAAUGGUUAAAGGGUAUAAAGGUGCCGUUUAUAAAAAGUUUCCGUCUCUUUCAACGCUCUAA
This is a messenger RNA of Priceomyces carsonii, 132 nucleotides long. Its product is annotated as RNase H1/viroplasmin domain-containing protein. The transcript has a single exon. NCBI's taxonomy places the organism in Eukaryota, Fungi, Ascomycota, Pichiomycetes, Serinales, Debaryomycetaceae. The coding region runs from base 1 to 132 and encodes 43 amino acids. The record is from RefSeq and is a predicted model, not a curated record.